CCUCAAGUUCACUUUACUUACCAAAUCUACAGAGAAGCUCGAGUCGAGAAGGCUACAGUUUCUACCUGCGCAUCUUUAGAUUAAAAUUUCAUUAUCUCUACCAGUACAAUAGGACUAAGCAACAAAGAUGAAGGUCUUCCCCGUUGUCGCAAUCCUUGGACUGACUUUGAUGUCAUGUAUGGGAAACAGGCAUAACCAAGUGAAUGAUGAAGAUGAAUCGGAAAGUAAUGAUGCAUCUGUCUGUGAUGGUCCCUAUGGCGUGUGCCAGAACUACCAUGAGUCUGUAGCUGAUGAGAUCAAUGCACAGAUCACCAGAGAGAUGGAGGCCAGCUACACAUACCAAGCUAUGGCAAAUCACUUCAGCCGUCAUGACUUUGCCCUCCCCGGGUUCGCCAAGAAGUUCCAAGGAAUGUCCGAUGAGGAGAGAGAACAUGCACAGAAAUUGAUGGCUUACCAGACAAAGAGAGGAGGUGUUGUCAGACUUAGCAAUGUCAUGGCUCCCUCUAGACAGAACUGGAAGACUGCCCUGAAUGCCAUGAAAGACUGCCUCAAGUUGGAACAUGUUGUCAAUGCACAUCUCCUGAGAAUUCACGAUGUAGCUGCCACAAGGAAUGAUCCACAUUUCCAAGACUACUUGGAGAGUGAGUUCCUCACUGAACAAGUUGACUCAAUCAAGGAACUAGCAGACAUUGUGAACAAACUGGAGUCAUUCAAGCGUGAUGGCAACCUGGCUCUUGGCACACACAUUAUGGACAAAGAGUUCCAGUAAAGAUCAUUCACCCAGAACAAAUACUCUAUUCAUAUGCUUGAAACACAAGGACCAGUUUCACAUUUCUAACGCAUUACUGACAACUUAUCCAAUAUAAGCAGGAGUGGAAGUGCGAAACAGGCCCCUGUGUUGAAAGUGAUCUUAAGUAGGAUGGUAUUAUAGUCAAGAUAAUAGAACAAAUCCUUACAACUCAUAUAGUCAUCCAUUAGUGGAUACUAUACAGCCAAGGACAUUAGUGCAGUAUGGAUACUCAACAUUUAUUUUCUAAUCUUUUCAAUGUCAAAAUCAAAACAAACAUCACAGAUCAUACUAUUGUAACAAGAAGCUUAUAUCAAUGGCUUUUGAAAUAUCAUUGAGAUGUAAUAUAUUUCUGCUAAAAUAUACUGGUAUAAUUUUACAAAAAAUAUAGAAAUUGUUACAUCGUUUAUAAACAGCAACUAAAAGUUAAUGAGAAUGAUGGAGUCAGUGGAUGGGACACAAAUGAAAAAACAC
This is a messenger RNA of Owenia fusiformis, 1261 nucleotides long. The record is from the annotation of a GenBank genome assembly. Lineage: Eukaryota; Metazoa; Annelida; Polychaeta; Sabellida; Oweniidae.